UAAUGUCCCGGAUGUGGAGGCGGUUUAUAUUUAGCACCCUGAAGGCGCGUAACUCAGUUUGAAUUUGGCGAGGUCUUGCGUGUUUUCUACUAGAGCAACCGUCACUUAGAAUUGCGAAAUGGCUGGAGGAAAAGCAGGAAAAGACUCCGGGAAGGCGAAAGCCAAGGCAGUUUCGCGCUCGCAGAGGGCUGGACUGCAGUUCCCAGUGGGCCGUAUUCACAGACAUCUGAAAUCCAGGACCACUAGCCAUGGACGCGUCGGUGCCACUGCUGCAGUGUACAGCGCUGCUAUCCUGGAGUAUUUAACCGCUGAAGUACUUGAGUUGGCGGGAAAUGCAUCAAAAGAUCUGAAGGUGAAGAGAAUCACCCCACGUCACUUGCAGCUUGCCAUUAGAGGCGAUGAAGAGCUGGAUUCCCUCAUCAAGGCGACUAUUGCUGGUGGUGGUGUUAUACCCCACAUCCACAAGUCACUUAUUGGAAAGAAGGGACAGCAGAAGACAGUGUAAACAGAUCGUCGUGUGAUAGAUGUCUUAGGACCUGAAAGUGUUUGGAUGUUUUGUUUGCCCUGUAGAUUAGAAUUUUAAGACUUUAUAUUGUCCGUCUCUGCAUUUACUCAUUUCUGGGGUAUUUUUUUCAAACGUGGCUUCAAAGAAGCUUUUUUCCUCAUUUUAUGAUGUUUGGCUUAGUCUGUGUACCCUUUUAAUUUGUCCUGUGGCAUUUGACUUUUGAACUUGUGAAGUUUCAAGAUUUUAUUUCAAUAAAGCUCAAAUUGCCAUGC
This is a messenger RNA of Paramisgurnus dabryanus, 777 nucleotides long. RefSeq names its product histone H2A.Z. Gene Ontology annotation, cellular component: nucleosome. Lineage: Eukaryota; Metazoa; Chordata; Actinopteri; Cypriniformes; Cobitidae. The record is from RefSeq and is a predicted model, not a curated record. Gene Ontology annotation, molecular function: protein heterodimerization activity; DNA binding; structural constituent of chromatin.